GCCCGUACUAGAGAAAGGAGGGGGCUGCUGUGCGCCAGUUGGAGGUGUCCGCCUGUCGCAGCGGCUCGGGGUUGACAUUAGAGGAGAGGAGCGCGUGUGUCAGUGCCUCAGUGUUGGAGAUCCUGAAUAAAAAUAAGAGAAAUAAUAAUAAUAAUAAUAAUAAUAAUAAUAAUAAUAAUCAGGCAACCGAUCCUCAGAUCACUGAAACUGGUUCCAGGCAGACAAACCCACCAGACCGAGGACACACGGAUGGACAGAGAAGCAUUGCAAUCGGAAUUAACUUGUCAGCCGCCGGUGCGAGGGAUCUCUGGAUAUAAUGGGGAAUACCACACCUAAACCUCUGAUAGGUGAGGCUCUGCCGUCCAUGUGUCAUUCGCGAGAUGCGACUCUGCAACCACGCCCUGUGGCCAACAGGCAGUACUACACCCUACCUAACAAUGGGGCAGGUGUGGAGAGAAGAACGUCCGCCCCGCCGGUCAGCGUCAACGUGGAGUCGCCCCACUUUCACCCCCACGCCAAAGGCAAGAACAUCAGGCUCGACGGGCAGCUUCGCCGCGCCACGCGCAAGAACAGCUUCUGCAACGGCAUCACGUUCAGCCACAGGCCCGUCCACCUCUACGAGAAGGUGCGUCUACGCCUGAGCGGUGUGCACACUGGCUGGAGUGGAGCUCUACGGUUCGGUUUCACCAGUUUGGACCCCAGUGAACUGCUCGCCGCCGACAUCCCCAAGUACGCCUGCCCGGACCUGGUGACACGGCCUGGCUACUGGGCCAAAGCCCUACCCGAGAGGCUGGCCCUGAAGGACAACGUGCUGUCAUUCUGGGCCGACCGCCAUGGAAGAGUUUUCUACAGCAUCAAUGACGGAGAGCCAAUCCUCUUCCACUGUGGGCUCAGCAUCGGCUGUCCACUCUGGGCCAUCAUAGAUAUCUACGGCAUCACUCAGGAGGUCACAAUGCUUGAAAGCACAUUUGCUGAGAGCGUGGGAUCCAGCUGCCUGAGUGCGGCCCGUCUGAGUGCCUAUCUGCCCCAGAGUAGCCACGACUCGGCCAAUUACAGCAACAAUCAGCUGGAGAACAACCAGGCCGCCGCUGCCAAGAUGGCCAACCUCCAGCUCAAUAACUACACGCAGCUCAUCCCCUGCUGCUCCUCCACCUCUUCCUCCUCCACUCCGUCCUCAUCUGCCUCCACUGGAUUCAGCGUCCCCAGGGUGGUCCGGGGCCUUCCUUCCCCACUGGACAAUGACUUGCACUUUCACCCGAUCCGUGGCUCCGAUGUAAUUCUCUCGGCAGACCGCUCAGCCGCCUGCAUCCACUUUCUGGACAGUAGUCGGACUCUGGUGUUCAGCGACCGGCCGCUGCACGUGGGUGAGACUUUGUACGUGGAGGUCGGCCACCUGGGCCUGCCCUACUUUGGGGCACUGCUGUUUGGUUUAACAUCCUGUGAUCCGGCAAGUCUACAAGCCGGGGACUUGCCGGCCGACCCGGAGGUUCUACUGGACCGGAAAGAGUAUUGGGUGGUCCACCGGGGCUUCCCCAUGCCUUGCUCCGGAGACGUGCUCAGCUUCAGUCUGCUGCCCAGCGGUGAGGUGCACCACGGGGUGAACGGAGUGGGACGUGGCCAGCUGCUCUGUGUGGACUCCUCUCAGGUCCUGUGGGCCUUUUUCACCCUGCAUGGAGCUGUCAACAGACUCAGGAUACUGGGAACGCUGCAGUCCAGUCCUCCCUCAACAUCCCCCAGCACUUCUCAGAGCAGCAGUCCAGAUGACAGUGACUCAGACCUGGCGUUCAGUGUCAACAGAUCCUCCUCUGCAUCUGAAUCGUCUCUGGUGACGGCUCCCAGCUCCCCCCUCAGUCCUCCCGUAUCUCCCACUCUCACCGCCUCGGAGCUGCCCCCUGCUGGAAAAAACGGAGAAUGCACCAUUUGCUUCGACCAGGAGGUGGACACCGUCAUCUACACCUGUGGACACAUGUGUCUGUGCAACGACUGCGGCCUCAAGCUGAAGAGACAGAUCAACGCGUGCUGUCCGAUAUGCAGGAGGCCCAUCAAAGAUGUAAUCAAAACAUAUCGGCCGUGAUGGCUCCAGAUGUUGAAACAGGUGCUGUGACUUCCACUGCUGGGUGCCACCUGCGUCCACCUUCUCAGGCUCGGCUGGACACGGAUCUUGACUGGAGAUUAGCCAAAACCGGACAUAAUUGUGCCUAUAUUUACAUUUUAUAUGGGUAAAUUGAGACGAGGCUCUUUAUACGCAGAACUGUGAUGAUCUUCAUACAAAGACUGCAUAGAGACUGCUUCUAUAUUUUGGCAGACAGACAGAGGAGAUGAAUCAUGUGCUCCCGUUUUUUUGUAUUUUCCAUGUGAUGUCUCUUAUGUCACAUGUAUUUGCCGAGCAGAAAAAAGCCCGUUGUGAAUCUUUCGUCUUUCCCCUCGUUGUCCUAGAUUUUAAGUGUGCUUCAGCAGAAUACGCGGACCGUAGUCUACGACUUCUAGUGCCUUAGAUUCGUCACAUUGUGUGUCCAAGUAAUUAUGCUAACAAUCCUAGCCAUAUUUUCACUGUACAGUACUGAAGGCUUGUGGUGAAAAAGGCACACACACACACACACACACAGGGUGUAAGUGGUAAGUGGAAAGAGUAGAUGUAAGUACGGUAAGUGUGUUUCGGUGACGUGCUUAAAGAAAAGUGUAUUUUUUUGUAUGUUUGGAAAGAAAGAGAUGGAGAUUCUGUUUUUGCACAUUGAGAGAUUAAUAAAAGUGGACUAAGUGUGAUUCAAA
Molecule: messenger RNA, 2769 nt
Organism: Acanthopagrus latus (yellowfin seabream)
Lineage: Eukaryota; Metazoa; Chordata; Actinopteri; Spariformes; Sparidae
Gene: neurl1b
Product: neuralized E3 ubiquitin protein ligase 1B
Exons: 6
Coding region: 317-2074 (585 amino acids)
Biological process (GO): ubiquitin-dependent endocytosis
Cellular component (GO): early endosome
Molecular function (GO): ubiquitin protein ligase activity
Source: RefSeq, a predicted model, not a curated record